Humulus lupulus (European hop) is the source of this 1791-nucleotide messenger RNA. RefSeq names its product probable serine/threonine-protein kinase PBL3. The coding region runs from base 297 to 1559 and encodes 420 amino acids. Gene Ontology annotation, molecular function: ATP binding; protein kinase activity. The record is from RefSeq and is a predicted model, not a curated record. Gene Ontology annotation, biological process: protein phosphorylation. NCBI's taxonomy places the organism in Eukaryota, Viridiplantae, Streptophyta, Magnoliopsida, Rosales, Cannabaceae. The transcript is spliced from 6 exons.
UUUCCUCCUCAGCUAAGUUAGCUACUUCUCCUUCCAGCUUCUUUCAUUCCACGGCGGCCAAAUCCUUCAAAUCAAUUCUUCUUCAUUAGUUUCUUGGAAGCUGUCUCCCAAACCAAAUUCAAAUACGCAAGAUAUAGAUAUGGUUUUUGAUUUUUGUUGCCAUUUUUGAUUACUUUGUAUUGUUGGGUUUCUCUUUUCUUGCUUGAGUUUAGUAAUUCUCUUGGAAAUGACCUGUUAAUUUCGGAGCAACAGAGGAGAUUGAUAAAUUUUGGAGCAGGAUUUUCUUGGAGUACCUGAUGGGUAAUUGUUUUGGUUCUUCUGCAAAAGUAGAUACAGCUCUGAGCUCCCACGUUACUUCUGGAUCAGGAGUUUCAAAGAAUUCAAGCAGAACUAGUCGUUCUUCAGUUGCUUCCACGCUCACCAUUCCUUCAUUUAGUGAAAAAAGCAACUGUUCAAGUCUUCCUACACCACGAACUGAAGGUGAAAUAUUAUCAUCUUCAAAUCUGAAUCCUUUCUCAUUCAAUGAGCUGAAAAAUGCGACGAGAAAUUUCCGUCCCGACAGUCUUCUUGGAGAAGGAGGAUUUGGUUUUGUUUUCAAAGGAUGGAUUGACGAACACACAUAUACUGCUGUAAAACCUGGUUCAGGGAUAGUGGUUGCUGUAAAGAAGCUAAAACCUGAAGGAUUUCAGGGUCACAAAGAGUGGUUGACGGAAGUAAAUUAUCUAGGUCAGUUGCAUCAUCCAAAUCUGGUCAAGCUUAUAGGAUACUGCUUAGAGGGUGAGAAUCGGCUUUUGGUCUAUGAGUUCAUGCCAAAAGGAAGCUUGGAGAAUCAUCUAUUUAGAAGAGGGCCACAGCCACUUUCAUGGGCAAUAAGGAUGAAAGUAGCUAUUGGUGCUGCCAGAGGGCUUAGUUUUCUCCAUGAAGCCAAAUCACAAGUCAUAUAUCGAGAUUUUAAAGCAUCCAAUAUUUUAUUAGACGCUGACUUCAAUGCAAAACUUUCCGAUUUUGGUUUGGCCAAGGCAGGUCCGACUGGUGACAGGACUCAUGUGUCAACUCAGGUUAUGGGAACUCAUGGCUAUGCUGCUCCUGAAUAUGUUGCUACAGGUCGUCUCACAGCUAAGAGUGAUGUUUAUAGUUUUGGGGUCGUACUAUUGGAACUACUAUCUGGACGACGUGCUGUCGAUAAAUCAAAAAUAGGUAUUGAGCAGAAUCUGGUAGACUGGGCAAAGCCAUACUUGGGUGACAGAAGAAAGUUGUUUCGGAUCAUGGACACCAAAUUGGAGGGCCAAUAUCCUCAGAAAGGUGCAUAUACAGCUGCUACGCUUGCCAUGCAGUGCCUACUUAAUGAAGCUAAACUCAGGCCUAAAAUGGCAGAUGUAUUAGCAACACUGGAACAGCUUGAAGGCCCUAAAAAUUCAGCUUCUCUUCCCCAACCAGAGCAGCACCCAGUUUCCAUGUCUCCCCGGAAGUCUCCAAUGCGUCAACAUCGUUCUCCUCUAAAUCCACCACCCAUUGCAUCCCCAUUGCGAUCCAUCCAACAAUCUCCUCGGGUGCAUUAGCUGAGCACUCAAAUUUGUUAAUUUCUUCUGCUACCAUUUUGCUCCCAUAGAAUGGAGUACGGGGCAUGUCAUUCAUGUGACACAAUUUUGAAGUAUGCUGGAACAGGUUACUGUCCAGUUUUUUUUUUUCAUGAUAUGGAGCUCCUAAAUCAUGGCUGUCCUCUUGUUUAUUAUAUUGGUGUGAAUAAUUCAGCUUAAUUCCCAAAUAUAUUUAUACAUUUUUUUUUCCUUU